Hypoxylon trugodes is the source of this 372-nucleotide messenger RNA. RefSeq names its product RING/U-box. Gene Ontology annotation, biological process: protein ubiquitination; ubiquitin-dependent protein catabolic process. Gene Ontology annotation, cellular component: cullin-RING ubiquitin ligase complex; nucleus. Bases 1 to 372 code for a protein of 123 amino acids. The transcript has 3 exons. The record is from RefSeq and is a predicted model, not a curated record. Gene Ontology annotation, molecular function: cullin family protein binding; zinc ion binding; ubiquitin protein ligase activity. NCBI's taxonomy places the organism in Eukaryota, Fungi, Ascomycota, Sordariomycetes, Xylariales, Hypoxylaceae.
AUGGCGGACGUUGAUAUGACAGAUGCCCCUAGUGGAUCUACUUCCGCUGUUGCUAAGAAGGAACGUAAAGGCGGUGAUGCCGACACCAAGAACGAUGCCAAGAAACGCUUCGAAGUCAAGAAGUGGAAUGCUGUGGCCCUAUGGGCUUGGGACAUAGUUGUCGACAAUUGCGCUAUAUGCCGAAACCACAUCAUGGACCUCUGUAUCGAAUGCCAGGCCAACCAAGCGUCUGCUGCGAGUGAGGAGUGUACUGUGGCGUGGGGUAUUUGCAACCAUGCAUUCCAUUUCCACUGUAUCUCACGAUGGCUUAAAGCCCGACAAGUUUGCCCGCUAGACAACCGAGACUGGGAAUUCCAAAAGUACGGUCGUUAG